Drosophila ficusphila is the source of this 888-nucleotide messenger RNA. RefSeq names its product glycine cleavage system H protein, mitochondrial (gene ppl). Gene Ontology annotation, cellular component: mitochondrion; glycine cleavage complex; cytoplasm. NCBI's taxonomy places the organism in Eukaryota, Metazoa, Arthropoda, Insecta, Diptera, Drosophilidae. Gene Ontology annotation, biological process: protein lipoylation; glycine decarboxylation via glycine cleavage system. Bases 215 to 712 code for a protein of 165 amino acids. The record is from RefSeq and is a predicted model, not a curated record. The transcript has 3 exons.
CCUAGUAGCCGCUGUUUCCUCGGGUCAACAAAAGUUCACAACAAAUUCUCGGAUUCCUGAUAAGCGAGGGCAAUAUUCGACUUUCAUCUCUCGGGCCGGGCAAUAAACGUAACGUGUGUGAUUUGAUUUCUAUCAUUUGUCAUCGAAACACCCCGGGGAACGGACGGAAAAUUCGCUUUGCCGGCAGCUGCUUUUGUUUUUGCAUUGGGAAAAUAUGGUUUUCAUUACGAAAUUCGCGAGGAUUGGACUGCAGGCAGCCCGCCAGCUGAGUGCUACACCCCUUGCCGCCGUCCAGGGACGCGCCUUCCACCUGACCAGCCUCCUCGCCAAAGAACGUCGCUACACAAACAAACACGAGUGGGUGGAGCUGAUUUCCGGAAACAACGCGAUCGUGGGAAUCUCCAGCUACGCUCAGGAAGCUCUCGGAGACGUGGUCUUUGCCCAACUGCCGGAACCGGGAACGGAACUCAAGCAGGACGAUGAAUGUGGAGCCCUGGAGAGCGUGAAGGCGGCAAGCGAGGUCUACUCGCCCGUCAGUGGCAAGGUGACGGAGAAGAAUGGCGAGGUGGAGGACACACCUGCCCUGGUCAACAGUAGUUGCUAUGAGAAGGGCUGGCUCUUCAAGGUAGACCUCAAGAACCCCAAGGAACUGGACAGCCUCAUGACCGAGGAGCAGUACAAAACCUUCUUGAGCAGCAGUGGCGAUCACUAGAACCAGCACCAACUUAACCUACUCGACUAUAGCCUUUAAAACAAGCAAACUCGCAUUUGUUAUCAGCUCCUAAAAAUCACACAAAAACCAUCCAAUCACCAACCAAACUCAUCGCCAUACACACGUUGUUGUAGCUCUUGAAUUUGUUACGAAUAAGAACCAACAGUAAAGCCAAA